Messenger RNA from Aspergillus eucalypticola CBS 122712, 984 nucleotides. RefSeq names its product Hsp70 family protein. The transcript is spliced from 4 exons. Lineage: Eukaryota; Fungi; Ascomycota; Eurotiomycetes; Eurotiales; Aspergillaceae. The record is from RefSeq and is a predicted model, not a curated record. The coding region runs from base 90 to 686 and encodes 198 amino acids. Gene Ontology annotation, molecular function: ATP binding; ATP-dependent protein folding chaperone.
AGAGGAGCGGUAAAGUACCAUCAAAGUUUGCCUACGGGGCUGAAAACAAUGUGGACCGUGAUAGUUGGGGUUUUGAGGUGUCGGAAGACAUGAUAUCCUGCUCAUGGACUAAACUUGUCUUGGAGGCCAACGCAAAUGGACUUGAACUUGGUCAGGGUGGCCUUGGAGAUGAUGUCUUUCACGUUCCUGGAGGGAAGCAGGCAGACUCCGUCGUCCGUGACUAUCUACGACGGCUUCAUGACCAUAUUUGGUCUCAGGAGCCUUUCAAGUCUGUUGGGAAUACAGAGGUUGAGUAUAUCCUCACUGUUCCAGCCUCAUUCUCGAGAGGGGCCCAGCUCGCGAUGGUUGCUGCUGCGAAGGAUGCUGGGUUUAUUGAGGGUGAUAUCAACCUUCUCACGGAGCCUGAAGCUGCGGCGGGAUACGUGUUUGAGCAAGGCCUCCUCAAGGACAUAAAGGCAGGUGAAAAGGUCAUGAUAGUUGAUCUUGGAGGCGGAACCUCCGAUGUGAGCUCGUAUAUGGCACUCCAAGUUCAGAAUGGCUUGCAACUACAACAGUUGUCGGCCCCCCAAAGUCGCAAUAUUGGGGGGACCAACAUCGAUAGAAACUUCUCUUCUCUUCUAACCGAUCGAUUUGAUCCGGAAUUGCCACCCUUCCUUCUAAUCGAACUGGGCCGUCCAGUCGACUGAUGAGAGAGUUCGCACGUUACAAGAGAGACAUCACUGACGGCGACGGAAAUGGGGAACAAUUUCGAAUUCGACUGCCCUUGGGUAUCGUCGACCCUAAUCCGCUACAUUAUGACGUUGACUACAGCGAAAUCAUCAUCUCAAUGGAUGACUGGAGGGCCGUUUUCAACCCUGUCCUGAAAGAGAUACUAGAAUUUAUCCGAGACAUGUACAACGCUGCGGGCGGUGUCCAGGUGAUUAGGAAUUGGGCUCUGGAAAGAGAAUAACUGACUGACAUAUAUCCAUCCCAGUACGUGGUAUU